Molecule: messenger RNA, 1141 nt
Organism: Nannochloropsis gaditana CCMP526
Product: asparaginase
Exons: 4
Coding region: 59-1141 (360 amino acids)
Biological process (GO): protein deglycosylation
Molecular function (GO): N4-(beta-N-acetylglucosaminyl)-L-asparaginase activity
Source: RefSeq, a predicted model, not a curated record
CUUCGGGCAUCCGUUCAGUCACAAUCUUAUUUCAACAGGUCACUCAGAUCUAUCUGACAUGACUGCUGGGAUGCCUCAUCCCAAAGGCGCGGUUGUCGCCGGGACCUGGCUAUUUGGAAGGCUAGCGGUCGAGAAGGCAGCUGAAGUGCUCUUGUCUUCCUCCACCUCCCCUACAGCACCUCCUUCUAUUGAUCAUCCUUCCGAGACUAAUCUUGCCACGUCUAUAGCCCUGGAUGCCGUUGAAGCCGGUAUAAAUGUCGUGGAGUUGGAUAAUCAAGAUCAGUACUACGUGGGAUACGGUGGUUUCCCGAACGCGGAAGGAGAAAUGGAAUUGGAUGCCGCCAUCAUGUGUGGGAGUCGCAAGACCUACGGCGGAGUUGCCGCGCUUCAGGGAGUAAGCCGAGCAAUAUCCGUGGCCCGGCGUGUGAUGGAGGAGAGCGUUCACAGUUUGUUGGUCGGGCGGGGCGCGAGUACAUUCGCCAGGAGCCAGGGCUUUGAGUGGGACGAGGUUUUGUCCCCCGCCGCCAGAGAAGAGUGGCUUAUCUGGAAAGGAAACGAAGGAAAGGAGGGCCCACAGGUGGACGGCCGCAAGGAGGAAAGCGCCGGGGUCCCGGCUCCCCCAAGAGAGGGGGACGCAGUGGCUCCACACGACACCGUCGGUCUUCUUGUCCUCGAUGCACAUGGAAACUUGGCCGCGGGCACUUCCACGUCUGGGUGGUGCUUUAAGCAUCCAGGGCGUGUGGGCGACUCGCCCAUCGUUGGCAGUGGGCUGUAUGCCGACAGUGCCGUAGGGGGCGCCGUCGCAACAGGUGACGGCGAAGAGAUUAUGCGCGUCUGCCUCUCUUUCUUGGUGGUGGAAAAGAUGAGGGAAGGUCUGGGCCCGGCCUUGGCCUGUCAAGCGGGCAUCCAACGCUUGAAGGUCCUGAUCAGGGAGGGAGGGGGGGAGGGCGAGAGACAGGGCAUGCACGAAAGCCUGACGGUGGCCGUCAUGGCCCUGGACAAAGAGGGGAGGGUGGGCGCUGCGUCCACCUUGGGGGAGCACAACCGGCACCGGGGGCGUCCAGGUUUCCCUUUUGUUGUGUGGAAAGAGGGGCUUGGAAAGGCCUGGGUGGAGGAAGCGGACGACACGGGAACGGCGUGA